This is a messenger RNA of Gasterosteus aculeatus aculeatus (three-spined stickleback), 2534 nucleotides long. It is a transcript of the gene cyp1d1, whose product is annotated as cytochrome P450, family 1, subfamily D, polypeptide 1. Gene Ontology annotation, biological process: progesterone metabolic process; hormone biosynthetic process. Lineage: Eukaryota; Metazoa; Chordata; Actinopteri; Perciformes; Gasterosteidae. The record is from RefSeq and is a predicted model, not a curated record. Gene Ontology annotation, molecular function: oxidoreductase activity, acting on paired donors, with incorporation or reduction of molecular oxygen, reduced flavin or flavoprotein as one donor, and incorporation of one atom of oxygen; heme binding; iron ion binding.
GCAGCAGCUCCCUCUGCAGGGGGCCUGUAGCUGUUCAAUGGGACGUCCUGUACUGCGAGCUACUCCCACCAGAAGAUCAGAGCACAACCUUCUGCCCGAGUAUUUUGGUCUCAGUUACUACUUUUAUUCACGUCAAGGUGCAUGGUGAGUUUUCUAUAAAAAUAGUUUCUCAUAGCUAAGUUUUCACCUUUUAUGCUUUAUCUUUUAACACUCUUCCUCACUCUCAGUAUUUAGAGUUUACCUGGCAAGAUGAGAGUGACAUUUGGGAUUUUUCCCAUCAAGGAGAACACGUGUGCUUCUCUGUCUAGUGUCACAGUUGUACUGUGUCUUAUCAACCUCCUCCUAAUGGCCCUUGUGUGCCGAAAGAACCACUGCCACAAUUCCCGAUUGGACCACACAAAAUACCCCACUCCUCCCGGCCCCACGCCGUGGCCCCUUGUCGGCAAUCUGCUCCAGAUGGGCGACCAGAUUCAUCUUUCUCUAACACGCUUGAGGCUCCAGUACGGCGAUGUUUUCAAGAUGCGUCUCGGCUCUUUAACCGUUGUCGUCCUGAGUGGGCACAACACCAUCAGACAGGCGUUGGUUCGGCAGGGGGAAGCUUUCGCCGGGCGACCUGACCUCUUCACCUUUUCUGCCGUGGCCAACGGGACGAGCAUGACUUUCAGUGAGAAGUAUGGACCGGCCUGGAUGCUCCAUAAGAAGCUCUGUAAGAACGCCCUCAGGUCUUUCUCCCGGGCGGAGCCCAGAGAGUCUGGUGCCACCUGCCUGCUGGAGGAGCAUGUCUGUGCUGAGGCAGCUGAGAUGGUGGAGGUGAUGUACGAACAAGCUGCUGCUGAGAGGGAAAUGGGACACAAGGUGAUGGGUAUUGAUCCGGUGGUGCCCGUCGUGACCUCGGUGGCAAAUGUCGUCUGUGCCCUCUGUUUCGGGAAAAGGUACGACUACAACGAUAAGGAGUUCCUCACUAUAGUGCACAUCAACAACGAGGUCCUGAGGAUCUUCGCGGCGGGAAACAUGGCUGAUUUUUUCCCUGUGUUUCGUUACUUUCCGAGUCCAUCUCUGAGGAAGAUGGUCCAGCACAUCCAGAGGAUGAACGGAUUCAUGGAGCGCAGCAUCGAGGAACACAUAAACACCUUUGAUAAGAACUAUAUUCGGGACAUUACGGAUGCUCUGAUUGCACUCUGUGAGGACAGAGAAGAAAAUCAGGAUACAUCUCUGCUCUCCAAGUCACAGAUAAUUCACACUGUCGUAGACAUCUUUGGAGCAGGAUUUGACACCAUCAUUGCUGGUUUACAGUGGAGCCUGUUGUACCUGAUCAAGUAUCCUGAUAUCCAGGACAGAAUACACCAGGAGAUAGACGACCACAUCGGCAUCGCCAGACUGCCCAUGUUUUCAGAUAAGCCCAAGAUGCCUUUCACAGAGGCGUUCAUGUAUGAAGUGUUUCGCCACGCUUCAUACGUCCCGUUCACCAUUCCUCACUGUACCACAAGAAACAUCACCCUGAACGGAUACUUCAUUCCCAAAGACACAUGUGUCUUCAUUAACCAGUAUCAAGUCAAUCAUGAUCUCGACCUUUGGGGCGACCCGGACAGAUUCCGUCCCGCACGCUUCCUGGGAUCCUUGGGACUCCUCAACAAGGAGCUGACGGAGAAGGUGCUCAUCUUCGGCGUGGGGAAGAGACGCUGUCUCGGUGAUGGAUUGGCACGUUUGGAGAUGUUCGUGUUUCUCACUACGCUGCUGCACAGGACGCGGAUUGAAAAUGUUCCAGGUCAGCAGCUGGAUCUCAGCACCGAUUUUGGUCUGACCAUGAAACCACGUCCGUAUAGGAUCACCAUCUCCUCAAGGUUUUAGACCAAAUGAUGUGUGGAAGAGUGUGGCUGUUGUGGAACAUCGCCACACACAUUCUGAUUAUUGUGUUUAGUAGCCACCAUAUUUGGAUAACCUAGUAAAGCCACAGAUAUACAGUUCCUCUAAUCUUGGUGCUCUCCGACGAGUUUCUUAUUGACAAAUGUGAUCAAGUCUACACAUGAAAAACCAAAAGGGAAAUAUACUCUAUUUGCAAAAUUGUGUUGAUAGCCGGACACAAUAUUCAAGGCAAUUGAGGGUCAUUCAAAGUCCUUCUGUGCCUGAACUUUAAGGUCCCUCAGCCUUCAAUCAAACCGCAAUAAAAAAUUAACAUGAAAACAGACCGUCAUUAAAAGCCUUUAUUUUAAAGAUUGACUGUGAGCGCUUCAGGCCUCAAACAGGUCUCAUAUUAGAGUGAAUCAAUAUUUACUUUAGUGGACACAUUUCUUUGGUCCAGACUGUUUUGGAUUUUGAAUAAAAUCUCUGACAAAACUGACAACUUUCUAUAACUCUAAACAUGUCAAAUAACCUCUUGAAAUAUCUGAUCAUAUCACCAUAUUAUUUUAGGAAAAUAAUAUAAUAUUUACUACAACAUAUCGAUAUUGUGGAGUAAAACUAUUUUUGUUGAAUAUUGUACCAUCUACACUGAUAAGUUGUAUCUAUAACCUUAAUAAAAAUAGGGAAAUGAUUAA